Molecule: messenger RNA, 854 nt
Organism: Rubroshorea leprosula
Lineage: Eukaryota; Viridiplantae; Streptophyta; Magnoliopsida; Malvales; Dipterocarpaceae
Source: the annotation of a GenBank genome assembly
UCAGUCUAAGUAACAUAUAUUCAACUUUUGAAUAACCUUUUCGCCCAUAAGUAACCUCAAAUCUCCCUAAUGAGGUCAUAUUUGGUGGGUGGUAGUGGCCAUUCAAGCGUCAAAGUUCAAACUCUAAAAUUAAGGUAGACUUGAGAAGUUUUUUAAGUUAGGAACAGCUAAGCCUUAAUAUUGAUAAUUUUCCUUCCAUUUUUUAAGGAGUAGGUAUUCCUUAAUUCUUUGCUAAUGUAAAAGGAAAAUUAAGCAUUAAGACUUAGCUAUUCUUAGCUCCCUCUAUGGAAGUUUAACAACUUUUAGCUUGUCUUUAUAGUUUGAUUUUGACACCAACCAAAGAAGAUCAAUUUCAGGAAUUACUUCUUCUGCACCUUCUACCAACUGACCAUGGCUGCAGCAACGGGGCAAGUGCAAAUGUUAGAUGUUAGUGUUUUGGGACCCUAUCAACUCAAUACUAUUGAGUGCAAUUUGGAAGGAAGAGAAAAGGAACUUGCGCUUGUGCCAGUUCCUUCCUUUGAAUUGUCCCACUCCACCAAACAGAAUCUCACUUUUAGAAUAAAAUCUCACAAAAAGCACUUAAACUACAUAUGAGUAAAGGGAUAAUCAAGUAGCUACUGAAAAAUUUGUUUUGAAUAUUAGAUUCAUGAAUCUUCUCAUUCUUUGUCAUUAUUUCUUUCUAUUAUUGUUACUGUGUAGCAAAGCAUUAUUUUCCUGUAACAUUGCAUAACUCCAAAAAUGAAUUAAGCACAAAAUCUGAGAACUUCACUAAUAUCUGGAUUUGUUACAGAUUCCCCUAUCAGGAACAGAAAGCAAGGCUGAAUCAGGAAGAAUAAUAAACUGAUUUCUCAAGA